This is a messenger RNA of Podospora pseudocomata, 5191 nucleotides long. It is a transcript of the gene PIN4, whose product is annotated as Peptidyl-prolyl cis-trans isomerase pin4. Bases 1507 to 3363 code for a protein of 618 amino acids. The transcript is spliced from 4 exons. The record is from RefSeq and is a predicted model, not a curated record. NCBI's taxonomy places the organism in Eukaryota, Fungi, Ascomycota, Sordariomycetes, Sordariales, Podosporaceae. Gene Ontology annotation, molecular function: mRNA binding. Gene Ontology annotation, cellular component: nucleus; cytoplasm; ribonucleoprotein complex.
CAGCGCUAGAAUCAGGAGAAAAGGGGUUCUUUUAUUCUGCCGGGUUCAGCUCCGAGAUCAGCCCCCUUGUUGAGUGUUGACAGGCACACAGGGGAGAAAGAGGACGGGAGGGAGUCGGUCGGCGUGGGAGGCAUCAUGUGACGGCCAUGGAUGCCCCGGGCAUAAAACAUCGAGGAUAGGAGGCACGCCCAUACAGGCUCUCGACCAGUGGAAGGGCUUUGUUGCCUUGCAUCCAAUGACGAGCACUGGGGAGCCAAUGGCAGGGCCACAAGACGCUCUGACAGAAGCAUCCAUCCAUUCAGGACCCGGGCGGCAGAACCUGGAACUUGACGGCGGGGAGGGCGGCAAGGCACAUCUUGUACGAGAGAAAGAAGCAACAAAAAAUGGCGACGGGAGUGGAUAGAGAUGGGCAUCUAGCAUGGGGGGGAAAGAGAAGACAAUCUGAAUGCAUCCAACCUGGAAGGGGGGAAAAUGAAGAAGGUGCAAGCCAUGGGGACGAGCUUGCGCUUGGCACGCUGGAUGUGGUGGGGCCAUAAAAAGGCGGGACGAUUGUAUCCAUUCUCGCUCCCUCCCGCUGGCCUGGUCUCUUCACCCUUUUUAGCCUCAUGGGACUAUUUUGUGGCCGACUGCCUCCCCACCCUCUGGAUCGCCUGUUUUUUGUAUUCACCGCCACAGAAAAAGAGGUCCCCAGCAACAGCGUCCGAGUUGACUUUUCUGACAAGCGCAGCUGCCACCAUCUCGGGUCGCCUCUCCAUCUCUUCCUCCAACCCAAUCCGCCGCUCUCCAAUCUUUUUUCGGUUUGGUCAACCCAGCGAAACCUACGACUACCACCGCCAGCAGACGACGUGAUGACAUAGACCUUUCCCGUUCCCUUUUUUCUUCGAGUUACGCUUCCACUGCUGUCGCCGUCUUCUUGCCCUGUCUGUUGUCGUCUGUCUCUGUUCCACUUUUGCCUCUCUAGGUGCCUCUGUCUCUGAUCUAGCCCUGCUCGCUGCUGUCUGGCUGUCUGUCCGCUAUUCCGCUGCUGCCCGCCGCACUGUGGGGAUUUUUGAGAGAGAGGGAGAGGGAGACCAGACGAAAGUGGGUGAGAGAGAGCGAUUUGCUUUUCACGAGUUUUUUCCCCCCCCUCCCAUCGUCCCGACGGACGAUCGAGUCUUUACCAUCACCUCGCCCGUGUCAUUGCGAACCACAAAAUCACCGCCCAAAACCACACCAAAAACUCCACCUGCAAAACUCUGCAGCCUUUUUGGCUUUUCGGUCUUCGGCUAUCCCCUUCUUCACCCUUCGCAUCGUCCGUCAAGCGAACCGAUCCGAUCGACCGCCCCGAGCCACGCUGGGUCUCUCGACUCGCAGUGUCAGAGCCCGACGCCGUCCCAUUCCCAUCGUGUGCCGCAUGAGGCCGAGCCUCGAUCCCGCUGUCUCGCAAACGUCACCUUUUCCCAAGCUUGGCUUCUGUCUUGCUGGAUCUUCGCGCUAACUGUCGCGAUUGCUAGUCUUCGGGCAAAAAUGAGCGAGCAAUCGGGCUACUACAGCGGCUAUGCGCAGCAGCCAACACGGUCCUCCCCCAUCUCGUCCAGGACGGGCUUCAACACCGUCUCCGGACUCCCAAGCGCCAUGCGACCUCAGCAGCGCCACCAGAUAGACUCCUUCACCCAGGGGUCUGCCUCUCUAUUUCCUGCCGAGGACCGCUUCAACCCCUACGAAAGCAACUCUUUCAGACAACAGCAACAACAACACAGAGCACCACCAACACCAGGCUUCCCGACCGACAGCUAUAUUGGCAAUGCCCAGGCAUGGGCGUACAACGGUGCCAACACGGUGAACGGAGCAAUGGGCGACAGCAGGCUUCGGCCGAGUGCCUCUCGCAGAGCAGCUCUGCCCACGGAAUGGACCAUGAGCGGCGAGCAAGGUCUGGGGAGUCAGGCCCUCAACACCCCUUCAACACAGUAUUCGGCCAUGGCCAACUUUAACAGCCAGAGCAUGGGGAUGAUUAGUGGUGAUGGCUAUGGCUCCGAGCGGCAUGGCUUUGCGAAUGGCAUGUACGACCCUCGUCACGAUGCCAAGUCCAUGUCUAGCGACCUGAUUCCGACCGCCAUUGUCAUCAAGAACAUCCCGUUCAAUGUUCGCAAGGAAAUGCUCACAUCCAUCAUGUCGGACCUGGGACUACCCCAGCCAUAUGCCUUCAACUACCACUUUGACAACGGCAUUUUCCGGGGACUGGCCUUUGCCAACUUCCAGAGCCCUCUCGACACACAGACUGUCAUUGAGCAGCUGAACGGAUACGAGGUUCAGGGCCGCAAGCUGAGAGUCGAGUACAAGAAGAUGCUGCCAGAGCACGAAAGGGAGAGGAUCGAACGCGAGAAGCGGGAGAAGAGAGGCCAGUUAGAGGAGCAGCACCAGCCCCUAACACUGCAACACCAGUCCUCGAUGCACUCUCUAAAUGCCGCCCACAGCACCCGAUCCCGCACUUCGCCGCUGCGGGAUGUGGACCUCAACAAUCCAGACACUCUGCAGUUCUACACGGAGCUUACCCUGUUCCGCAACGAUCCCAACCGUGAAAUCCUGGUUUUCCCCUCUACCAUUACACCGCAUCAGCGCCGAACCGUCCACAUUCUCGCGCACAAUAUGGGGUUGGAGCAUCGCUCGGUUGGCGAGGGGCCGCAGAGACAGCUGCACGUUCUCAAAGAGUCCGCGCCACCUGCGUCCCUCGUGCACAACCUGCCGGGUGUGUCGGCCGAUGCCCACCGCCGUGGUUUGAGCCGUGCUGCUACCAUCGACUUUGCUGAGACCCGGAACAGUGGACCAGGCCACUAUGCCACCAUGGGCCGCUCUAGCCGUCAUGGCCCGACAUUAGAGCUUCCGGACAGCCCAGAUGGUGGGCUAAAUGCGCUCCGCGGCGUCAAGUCGUUUGCCGACCUGCGUUCGUACACGCCCAGCCCUUCCCUGUCCUCGACAGGGUUUCCUCAAACUGGCAGUGUAGCUCAGUACGGAGAGUACAGCGCCAAUCUUGCCGGUCAGAACAGCUCAUUGACCACACCCACGACUCCGGGUACCAACUCCAACAAUGAUCCCUCCAUGUUGAUCCCGGACCUCAGUGGCAUGACAUUGAGCGAGAACUUUGGCAGCAACAGACUGCGCCCUCGGGACGCACCUGGCGCCAUCGGCAGCCAGCGGCCCGUGAUGAACGGGUCCAGCACCCGCAGCAUUCCCGAACGUCAGCCACUGGGCCCAAAUGGAGAUUGGGGUGAAGGCAUGGCCGGUUUUGCUGCCCGCGGCCGGACCAAUGGCCACAUGCAACGGGGAAGCGAGUCUUCAGAUACCGCGGUGCGUUCGGCAACCACUUCCGCGGCCAGGUUCCAAUAGGAGCGGAAUCGUGCACCUGCCAGUUGUGUGUAUGUUCGGCGUGCUGAUCUGGAACGAGCCAACCGGGCGUCGUAUCCCUCCGGCUUGCCCGCACAGCAGAGCCGACCGCAGGCCCAACAAUUACCUCACAUUCGCUAUCCUUCCCAUUUUCUUCCUGGGCCGCCGCUUCAGGAUGGUCAGAGAGUUCUCGUGUUUCCACCCUCGCCUCCCCUUUACUGAUGGCAUUGGAAGAAAUCGAUUGAGCAAAGUUCGUGUGGGUUGAAUAGCUGCCACGGUUGUUGGAUUAAAAUAAUUUGUUGGAAUACGGACGGAUGGGCGCCAUCAUUGCGACCUGCAACACACCAAAGCAAAACAGCAAAACAAAAAAAAAAGACAACUAUCCGCAUCUACACAUACACUCGCAACAACCGCACAGAGUCACUUCUUCGCCCUUGCUGCCUCCGCCGAGCAUACGCCUUGUAAUAUUGUUUCAGAAGCACGUCUUCCGCCCUUCCAAGACUCUGGUUUUCCUCUUUUUUUUUUCCCUCGACCUCCCUCAACUGUCCAUGGUUCGUACCCAAGCUCCAUGAUGAUUGGCGACGUUGCCGCUCCUUCGAGCCUUUGUGCUAUGCUCUCCCGAUAAUGAACGACGAUGGAAAUACGAAAAGAGACGGGAAAAUGAACGAAUUGGGUAUACAGAGAAGACUUUAUACACCUCAUCUGGGCGACCAAUUUUGUGCCAAUCUUUUGAUUGGCAUUAGGCAAACCUCCGCAAGGCAGCAUUCCAGGAUUACUUUUUCUUUGAGCUGCCUUGGUUCCUUGGACGCCCACCAAGGCUUUUCCCCUGACGCAAAGCGUCCUGGGUUUGCCCCACCAACCACUUGUUUUAUGAAUGUUAUGGUUGUUACGACGUCACGUCCUAGAUGGCUACAGCAAAGCUAUACCACCCCUUUGCUUGGUGGGCAGGGCACUUGACUACUUGUUUCGACUCAAUGUGCGGCCCGCCAAGAAGAGCACAAAACCGGUGCUAUGGCAUACGAAAAAGCAAAAGCAACUCAUCUAAUAGACGACACACUCAGGUGUGACUAUCCACGCCCCUUUUUCUACCCUUUCUUGAUGCAUAUAGGUGUGUCCCUGACAAUGGACACGACAUUGCAUAUGUCAGCAUGAUGUGGUGACCAGAUGGUGAUGAGCGCCGGUGGGGGGAUGGUGGCGCACAAAUCUUCUACAGGUUGUCGUUGAAAAUAACAAAAGUUUGACUUGGUCCAUGUUAUUUCAGCAAAGCUGCAUUUGGGUUCCUGUUACUGUUGGUUUGACUUAUUCGGUCUACUUUAAUAUAUGUCUUUUGCCUUGAUGUUUCUUUUCUCGUGGUUUGUGUUUGUCUUUGGUUUGGGUGGGCUGCUGCGAGAAAGACGAUUCAAGAGCGCACUUCAAGGGCUCUAUGAUCACACUAUCCUUCCACCAGCGACAAACUUUUCUGGGCAUGAUAUGAUGGGUGGUGAUGACGGUUGAUGAUGGGACCGGGGCACGAAUGAAUUUGGCUGUCGCAGUUCAAGCCAAGAGACAUGAAAAUGGGGCCAAAAAAAAAGGAUCGGGAUCACAAGCAAGAAUGAUGUUCAUGGUUAUGAAGUAUGAGUAUUUCUAUUUGCUGGGAGCGAGAUAUUGGCGGCUUGGCUUAUUUCCAUCAUUCUCAUCAAAUAUGCGGAUACCUUCACUCUUGGUGUUGGAGUCCUUGUGUAGAUAGACCGUUGUGAGUUCUCCAAUUGUUCAGGCGUCGGGCAAUUACCGGGCUAGUCACCUAAUAUGAGGUUGGCUGUUCGUUUUUCUCUCUACAUUGCUAUCACGUGAA